AUGGGUAAAUGCGUAGUGAAAGAAUGCGAUUCAAGGUCACAAAAACAUAAUAAAUCAAGCGGAAUCACUUUCCACACGGUACCUAAAGAUACAGUACGCCGUAAGAAGUGGGUGGAAAUAAUACGAUUGCUGAGAAAGGAGACUGACUGGGUGCCUUCUAAAUCUACUCUCAUUUGUUCUAAGCACUUCCGGGAUCAAGAUAAACUAGGACCAAAAAGCGAUUGCGGCCGUGUUUAUUUGUCUAACGAAGCAAUUCCAAUCCUUGAUGAACCUCAUCUUGAAAAGCCGGCGGAACUUUUAGUAGAAGAAAAUAUGGAUGUUGAUGUUGUGGAAACCGAUGAAGAGAUAGAUGAAAUAACUGAAACACCGCGAAUGCACAAAAUGAGAAAAACAAUUCACCGUUUGAAAAUAUUAUCCGCACGAAGAUUAAAAAAAAUAAAAAAUAUAUCACAGAAACUGAAAAGACUAAAAAUAAAAAAUAAAAAAUUAAAAGAUGUUAUCGAAGAACUGAAAAAAAAGUAUGUUGAGCGAAGAAGAAGAAAUGUAGCUAAAUUUGAAUGA
Parnassius mnemosyne (clouded apollo) is the source of this 561-nucleotide messenger RNA. The record is from the annotation of a GenBank genome assembly. NCBI's taxonomy places the organism in Eukaryota, Metazoa, Arthropoda, Insecta, Lepidoptera, Papilionidae.